This is a messenger RNA of Synchytrium microbalum, 5283 nucleotides long. Its product is annotated as chitin synthase. The coding region runs from base 1 to 5283 and encodes 1760 amino acids. Lineage: Eukaryota; Fungi; Chytridiomycota; Chytridiomycetes; Synchytriales; Synchytriaceae. The record is from RefSeq and is a predicted model, not a curated record. The transcript has 20 exons. Gene Ontology annotation, cellular component: myosin complex; cell septum; cell periphery. Gene Ontology annotation, molecular function: cytoskeletal motor activity; chitin synthase activity; ATP binding.
AUGGGACGAUCACCAAACAAGUCUGCCGGAGCUACCUCGUCUGGUCCUUCUGUCAAACUGCAGCAUGGAGAACUAGCUGGAAAGGGACUGCAGACCGAGGAUGAUAUUGCAUCUGUUCUUAUUGAUCGAAAAGCUCACGGAGAGUCUUAUACGUAUUUGGGAUGUGAUACUCUGAUUGCCCUUCAACCAUCAGUUGAAAAGGAUGAACAGUCUAAUUUGUAUGCUGAUGAAACUAUUGAAAGUGUCUCUACCCUACCUCCUCAUGUCUUUCAAUUGGCUGGACGUGUGCAUCAGCACUUGCAUCGCGAUGAUGAAGAUCAGACAGUCAUGUUAUUGGGCCAAUCGGGAAGUGGCAAGACCGAGACUGCCAAACUCGUCAUUCAACAACUCGUAAAGCUAACCCCUGAAAAGCGAUCUCGUGUAACGAAAUUGAUUGGUACCGUAUCCGCUAUUCUCGAUGUCUUUGGCCAAGCUUCUGGAAGGUCUUUAUUCGGAUGCUACCAAGAACUACAAUAUAAACAGAAGCAGCUGAUUGGUCUCAAAGUCUUGCACUACAACUUGAACACAUCACACUUGACUUCUUCUCGAGAAGCCAAUAGAAACUUUGACGUAUUUUAUAAUCUGGUCGCCGGAGCUACGUCUGAAGAACGCAGUGGUUGGCAUCUGGAUGAAGCAUUCGUAUACUUGGCACCUUCAACUUCAAAUCGUACCAAAACUACUUUAUCGCCAGCUUAUGCUGCUCGUUUCACGGCAUUGAGGGAAGAACUCAAAGCCGUGGGAAUCAGUAAAUCGAAACAGGAACUCGUAUUUCGUAUAUUGGCUGGGAUCUUGCAUCUGGGUAAUAUCGCAUUUGCUGAUGACGAUACCGGUACUCAGGGUGAAGCCGCUACUAUUCGUCACGUCGACGAGCUUGAUAUUGCAGCUGAUUUGUUGGGUGUAUCUUCCAAAGACUUGGAAUUCACCUUGACGUACAAGUCUACGACCAUCAAUGGAGCUCUCUGUACCCAAUUCUUGAAUGCUGAUGGAUCUCGUCAGCAGCGAGAUGCUUUGGCUCGAUCCAUGUAUAAACUCGUAUUCGAAUGGAUUGUCGAGAAAAUGAAUGCGCGUUUAUGUGCUGAUGACGCUGAACACUAUAUCGGUGUCGUCGAUAUGCCUGGAAUGGUCACUCCAAUGGUCGAUACUCUAGACGGGCUCUUGACCAACUAUAUCCAGGAAAAACUGGUCGAUCUCUUCCGCAAGCAUACUGCUAUUGAACCAGCAGAACGUCUUGCCUCACAAGGUCUUCAUCAGCCAAACUUGACGCCAAUCCCAGAACAUGUAUUGGAAACCCAUGUAAUCCCCAUGCUAAACACCGAGUCAAAACAAUCCACACCAUCAGACUUGAGCUUGAUGAAGAAUCUCUCAUCAAAGCAGGGUCUGAUGAUAUCUGGUGGAGCCAACUUUAUGAUUCAGCACUCGUCCGGUACAACCGAGUAUCGUUUAUCCGAUUUUACCAGUCGCAAUGUCAUUGCUGUAUCGCCAGACCAUAUAUCGCUAUUCGCUGGCUCUGGUGUCAAUCCACCAUCAUCAAAUGCAUUGUUGAAGAAACUCUUCUCGUCUCAUGUCGCUGCUCAAGGAGCUGCUAAAGGAGAAGGUUUCUCGUCAUCAACGCUCAGACGUCAACCAUCAAGACGUCUUCGUUUCAAUCCGAUAGAUAGUAAGACUCUUGCUGAUGAUUUGGCAAAGGACUUGGAUGAGCUAUUUGGUGCUAUUGAUGAGACUAGACCAUGGUAUGUUGCUUGUAUUGGUGAUGUAGCUGAUACCAAGAAGGUCAAGUCUCAGCUAUUGGCUCUAUCUAUUCCUGAACUGGCUAAUGCUAGAGCUGAAGGCAGCUUCAACACCUCUCUGCCAUUUAUGGAUUUCUUGGCUCGUUAUGGUCAAGUUGGUGGAUUGAGUGUCGAAAGUCAAAACAAACCAGUUAGGAUUCGAUGUGAAGAAAUCACUGCCGUAUUCCCAGACUAUAGUACUCUAGUCGGCACCACUCGAGUAUUUAUCUCAGAAUCCGUCUGGCAAGAAUUGGAACAACGACUUGAAACUCUCCAAUCAGCUGGUUCUCCUAAAAGAAGCAUCAAGGAAAACAUUCUUGAUUAUGAAUCUCAAGCAGACUUGUCUGAUCACGAUGACUUGGAAUCUGUUGCUCCUUAUACCGCCAGGUCUCCAGUAUCACCUGCAGCAACAGCUCGCUCAUCUCAUCUUUCAAACGAACUUGGAACAACUCCUUCACGAAUAUUACCGUCGAUAGUGAAUAUAGUAGAAGAUAAAAGGAACUUUGUUGUCGAGGAUGAUGAGCCUGCUCGUACUUCUGGUGCCCGUCGACUAUGGGUCUGCAUGACUUGGUCGCUUACCUGCUGUAUUCCAAGCUUUAUCUUGUCAUGUGCUGGCAUGAAACGUGCUGAUGUUCGUAUGGCAGGGCGUGAAAAGAUUGCAAUCUGUAUCAUCAUCUUCUUCUGUUGUUGUGCCCUUCUAUUCUUCAUCAUCGGAUUUGGUCGUGUAAUCUGUCCUCGUCAACCCAUCUUGACUGCACAAGAAUUGGCUUCGUAUAAGGAUCCCAAAGAUGUUUGGGUAUCAGCUUAUGGACGUGUAUAUCAAAUCAACGACUUGGUCAAGAAUCACGCUACCUCUUACAAUGUUCAAAACUAUCAGUUUGCAAGCUACUUGGGUCAGGAUGUGAGCAAUCUCUUUUAUAAGGUUCCUUUAUGGAAUAUGUACUGUCCAGGUAUUCCUCAACCUCAAGCUGGAUGGGAUAAUGUUGCUAGUAGACCCAGCAGCGGUUAUGCUCACAAUGGUCUCGACUCGAACAAUCAAACCAAACUCUAUAUGGAGUACAUGAAUCGAUAUGUCAAGUACCGUCUUGGUUACGACGUUGAAUUUAUUGCUGAAAAGGCUUCUCAGUCUGUCCGUUACAUCAUCAUAUAUGACAACGUCUAUGACGUCUCGUCUUACUACAACGCUGCCAACCAUCCCUUCGGUAUCAAUGGCUAUGCUGAAAGCAUCUUCAACUCCAAAUUCGGACAAGACGCUAGUUCUGCUUGGAACGAUUUCCGCAAAAGCAAUGCAACAUUGGCCGCACAGCAAAUGAAUUGUAUGAACAACAUGUUCUAUAUUGGUGCUGUUGACCAUCGAAAUGACUUUUUAUGUCAAUUUUCCAACUACAUCUUGCUUGCAUCUACUGUAUUGCUCAUGAGUGUUAUUGGAUUCAAGUUCCUCGCUGCCUUGCAAUGUGGAUCUACCCGUGAUCCUGAAGAUUUAGAUAAAUUUGUCAUUAUACAAGUUCCUUGUUAUACCGAAAGCAACGAGAGUUUGUCUCGUACCUUUGAGUCCGUGGCUGCUACCAAGUAUGAUGAUAAACGAAAGCUCUUGUUUGUUAUCUGUGAUGGAAUGAUUGUCGGAUCAGGAAACAAUGCACCAACUCCACAAAUCGUUCUUGAGAUUCUUGGAGUCGACCAAACUAUUGAUCCUCCAGCUCUAGAAUUCGAAUCCAUUGGGGAAGGAAACAAGCAACUCAACUAUGCCAAAGUCUAUUCAGGUCUUUAUGAAAACAAUGGUCGCAGUCUUCCAUUCCUCGUGGUAGUCAAAGUCGGUAAACCAACUGAGCGUCAAAAGCCUGGUAACAGAGGAAAACGUGACAGUCAACUGAUUCUCAUGCGAUUCUUGUCUCGUGUACACUUUGGCGCUCCUUUGAAUCCCAUGGAGAUUGAGAUCUUUCAUCAAAUUAAGAAUGUAAUUGGAAUCAAUCCUUCCUUUUACGAAUUCUUGCUCAUGGUGGAUGCUGAUACUGAAGUCUUUCCGGAUUCCAUCAAUCGUCUUAUUGCUGCUAUGGUUCAUGAUUCCAAGAUUAUGGGAUUGUGUGGUGAAACUUUACUUUCGAAUGAGAAAGACUCUGUGAUUACAAUGAUUCAAGUAUAUGAAUACUUUAUAUCCCAUCAUCUUGCGAAACAAUUUGAAUCGCUAUUUGGAUCGGUCACUUGUCUGCCCGGUUGUUUCUGCAUGUAUCGGAUCAGGACUCCAACCAAAAACGUGCCUCUUCUCAUAUCCCCAGCCCUUAUUAAAGAUUACUCUGAAAAUCGUGUUGAUACAUUGCACAUGAAGAACUUAUUGUUAUUGGGAGAAGACCGAUAUUUGACUACUCUUGCUAUGAAGCACUUCCCUCGUCUCAAGUUAAGCUUCACUCCAGAUGCUAUUUGUCGAACAAAUGGUCCCGAUACCUGGAAUGUAUUGAAGUCACAACGUCGUCGUUGGAUCAACUCGACUGUCCACAAUCUGGUUGAGCUGGUGACUUUGCCUCAACUCUGUGGAUUCUGUUGUUUCUCUAUGCGAUUUGUUGUCUUUCUCGAUUUGUUCUCCACAGUCCUUCAGCCUGCUACCAUCAUCUAUGUUGGAUAUUUGAUAUACAGUAUUGCAUUCAGUGGUGAUCAACUACCAUUGAUAUCACUCGUCUUGAUUGCUGCUAUAAACGGUUUACAAGUGGUCAUCUUCUUGCUCAAGCAACAAUGGUCACAGAUUAUCUGGAUGGUUAUCUAUAUACUUGCUUUGCCAAUCUUUACAUUCUAUCUGCCUGUCUAUGCAUUCUUGAGACAAGACGAUUUCAAUUGGGGUUCCACGAGAAUUGCAGUUGGAGAAAGUGGCAAGACGAAAGCGUACCUGGCUGAUGUUGAGCCUUUUGAUCGCUCAUCCAUCCCUUUGAAGAAAUGGAAUGAAGUUGAAGAUGAAGUCUCCAAGAAGGCUGUUGUUGCUCAAAAGCGCAAUGCCGAUGCAUUCUCAAAGGCUGAAUCUGUUGGAGAGCCUGUGGUAUAUGCUGCAUCCAGCUAUGGUGGAUCUCAAUAUGUACCUCCCAUGUUUGCCAUGAACAAUGGAGCUGGCGCAGCAACAUCGUAUGCUGGCAGUGUCUAUUCUCAACCAAAGCGCUUGCCACAACCUUCUCUGAUGAUGGCCAACGCACCGUCUGUGAUGAUGGCCAACUCACCAAGGCCUGUAAGUCAGCCAAUAUUCCGCCCACGCUCUGAAGCAUUAUCAGCCAUUCCUUCGUCACCUCGUCUUCUUGACGCACCAUCGUCACCAUCACCCAUUCCAUCUGACGAGGCCAUUAAACACGAAGUAAUGGAAGUCUUGGCUAAUUCAGAUCUAAUGACCACUACCAAGAAGCAAGUUCGUGAAGAUGUAUCUCGUAUCUUGAAGGUUGAUCUUGAUGCUAUGGGUAAAAAGGCAUUUGUAAACGCAAUCAUUGAUGAGUAUUUGACUGCAUAA